AUGGAGCAUGGGAACCUCACAUGGGUGAGGGAAUUCAUGCUGCUGAGGCUAUUCGAGGCCCACAAGCCCCAGCUCUUCCUCUUCCUCCUCUUCUACAUACUCAUCCUCCCAGGCAAUGUCCUCAUCAUCCUCACCAUCCGGAGUGACCCCUGCUGGGGCUCCCCAAUGUAUUUCCUGCUGGCCAGCCUGGCCUUCCUGGACAUUUGCUACUGCUCUGUUACUCCCCUAAAGAUGCUGGCUGACUUAUUCUCCCAUCGCAAGACCAUCUCCUACGGGGGCUGCAUGGCCCAGCUCUUCUUCAUCCACUUCCUGGGGGCUGCUGAGAUCUUCCUGCUGAUUAUUAUGGCCUAUGAUCAUUAUGUGGCCAUCUGUAAACCUUUGCACUAUGCCAGCAUUGUGAGCAGGAGGGUCUGCUGUGCCCUAGUGGGGGCUGCCUGGGUGGGGGGCUUCAUGCACUCCAUAGUCCAGGUGGCUCUGACCAUCAGGUUGCCCUUCUGCGGCCCGAACAAGCUGGACAACUUUUUCUGCGAUGUGCCUCAGGUGAUCAAGCUGGCCUGCACGGACACCUAUGUGGUGGAGAUCUUGAUGUUCUCCAACAGCGACCUGGUCACCUUAGUGUGCUUUGUCCUCCUCCUCAUGUCCUACACCAUCCUGCUGGUCAAGCUCAGGAAUCAAUCCCUCUGUGGGAAGAGCAAAGCAGCCUCCACCUGUGUCACCCACAUCAUCAUGGUCUUCAGAAGAGGCCUCACCAAUCUCAAAAAGAGGGAAUGA
Molecule: messenger RNA, 771 nt
Organism: Gopherus flavomarginatus (Mexican gopher tortoise)
Lineage: Eukaryota; Metazoa; Chordata; Testudines; Testudinidae
Product: olfactory receptor 4N5-like
Exons: 1
Coding region: 1-771 (256 amino acids)
Biological process (GO): G protein-coupled receptor signaling pathway
Cellular component (GO): membrane
Molecular function (GO): olfactory receptor activity; G protein-coupled receptor activity
Source: RefSeq, a predicted model, not a curated record